This is a messenger RNA of Anastrepha ludens (Mexican fruit fly), 5779 nucleotides long. RefSeq names its product segment polarity protein dishevelled (gene dsh). NCBI's taxonomy places the organism in Eukaryota, Metazoa, Arthropoda, Insecta, Diptera, Tephritidae. Bases 473 to 2224 code for a protein of 583 amino acids. Gene Ontology annotation, molecular function: frizzled binding. The transcript has a single exon. Gene Ontology annotation, biological process: intracellular signal transduction; canonical Wnt signaling pathway. The record is from RefSeq and is a predicted model, not a curated record. Gene Ontology annotation, cellular component: cytosol.
UCGUGUGGACUUCAAAUUCGGAAUGUCAAAUAGUAUUGCUUCUUUUUUCGCUGUCUGCAUAUUUUUCCAGUAAUUAAUUAGUAAAAAAGUCUUUGUAAACAAUAGUAAAGCAGUUAUUGCUAAUAUUAGCAAUUAAGUACAAUUUCUAAAAUUCAUUUUACAUUAUUUGUGAUGUGUAGAAAUUGAAAAGUUCGAGAUUUUUUAACAAAAAACAUGCUCCGACGCGAGCAACGCCUUCGGUGAACAGCAGCGGAGGAGCAGCGCCUAAGCCCCACAGUUAACCCAACCCAAAAGAAAAAAUUCUUGAAGCUUCGUUGGGGUAUAAACGCCAUAGAUUUAUGUAAAGUAAAAUACAAAAACAGUAAAAGUGCAAGAAAAAUUUAUUUCUUAAGAAUAUAGUUAUACAGCAGAAAGCAAUUAAAGAAAUUAAGCACUUAUCGAAUUUAAGUAACACACACAAACACACAACAAAAUGGAUGCAGAUAAGAAUAGUCAUGAAACAAAAGUCAUCUAUCACAUUGAUGACGAGACUACCCCUUAUUUGGUGAAAAUUCCCAUACCCUCAGCGCAAGUGACAUUAAAGGACUUCAAAAUGGUGCUCAAUAAACAAAACAACAACUACAAAUAUUUCUUCAAAUCAAUGGAUGCGGAUUUUGGUGUUGUAAAAGAAGAGAUUGCAGAUGACUCCACCAUACUACCAUGUUUUAAUGGACGUGUAGUUUCUUGGCUGGUUUCAGCUGAUGGUACAAAUCAAUCUGAUAACUGCUCCGAGUUGCCGGCCAGUGAGUGCGAGGUACGUCCAAAUAUGCGUGGUGCUCAACAGCAGAAAAUCGGCAGCGGCGGAGUUGCUGGUAUGAUGGGAGUAGGCAUGUCCGCUAUGGGUGUUGGAGGUGGUGGAGGCGGUGUUGUCGGCGUGGGUAUAGCGAACACUGGUGUAAUAACAAAUCCGAUGAUGCAGCAUCCUCUUACAUAUCAGUCUGCUUCGGUGCUGUCAAGUGACUUGGAUUCAACCAGCUUGUUUGGCACCGAAUCUGAAAUUACACUUGAUCGCGACAUGACAGACUAUAGCAGCGUUCAAAGGUUGCAGGUGCGUAAGAAACCACAGCGGCGUAAAAAACGAGCUCCAAGCAUGUCACGCACAUCUAGUUAUUCAUCGAUAACCGAUUCGACAAUGUCAUUGAAUAUCAUUACUGUAUCCAUUAAUAUGGAGGCGGUUAACUUCCUUGGCAUUUCAAUUGUGGGUCAAUCGAACCGUGGCGGUGAUGGCGGAAUUUAUGUAGGCAGCAUAAUGAAGGGUGGCGCUGUAGCGUUGGAUGGACGCAUUGAACCUGGCGAUAUGAUACUUCAAGUCAAUGAGGUGAACUUUGAAAACAUGACCAAUGAUGAGGCUGUGCGCGUUCUGCGUGAGGUUGUGCAGAAGCCUGGACCCAUUAAAUUGGUGGUCGCCAAAUGCUGGGAUCCGAAUCCAAAAGGUUACUUUACCAUACCGCGGACUGAGCCGGUUCGUCCCAUCGAUCCUGGCGCUUGGGUUGCACACACUCAAGCACUGACUGCACAUGAUAGUAUUAUACCCGAUAUACCAGAGCCGAUUAAGGAACGACUGGAUCAAAAUAAUUUAGAGGAAAUUGUGAAGGCAAUGACAAAACCUGAUAGUGGUUUAGAAAUACGAGAUCGAAUGUGGCUCAAAAUAACCAUACCGAAUGCAUUUAUUGGCGCCGAUGCUGUAAAUUGGGUGCUGGAGAACGUAGAGGAUGUGCAAGAUCGUCGUGAGGCACGUCGCAUUGUAUCGGCAAUGCUGCGCAAUAACUACAUUAAACAUACCGUUAACAAGCUGACAUUCUCUGAACAGUGUUAUUAUGUGGUUAAUGACGAUCGUAAUACCAAUUGUCGUUCCAACAUUAGUCAUGCUGAUACGGAAAGCAUUACCAGCGACAUUGGACCACUGCCGAAUCCACCUAUUUAUAUGCCAUACUCAGCCACCUAUAAUCCCAGUCACGGUUAUCAGCCCAUACAAUAUGGAUUGACAGAGCGACACAUCUCAUCCGGUUCGAGUAGCUCAGAUGUGUUGACGAGCAAGGAUAUAUCAGCAUCGCAAAGCGACAUAACAUCGGUUAUACACCAGACCAACCAAAUGACCAUAGCACAUGGCUCAAAUAAAUCUUCCGGUUCGUCAAAUCGCGGCACCAACGAACAAGAUGCGUCGGUUUUUAAUUACGUAUUGUAGAAAUUGCAAUGAAAUUGUGUUUAUUCUUUUUAUAUACAAGUACAUACACACAUAAUUAUACAUAAAUACAUUACAUGCAUACAUACAUAAUUUUGGAUAAAAUUUGGAGAAUUUAGUAACCACAAUAAUAAUAAAAAUAAAUAAAUACAACAUAACGAUAACCUUAAAAAUACAAAUAAAAGAAUUUCUGAUUUAUCAUUUAUUAGAAAUUCUAGAUAAUACACACUUGGAAGAUAUAUCGAAUUGCAUGUAGGAUGUAUAUACAUAUAUAUUUAUAAAUACGCAGACAUCAAUUUAAUGUGGGCUGACCUUAUUGGUGGCAAAACAUACUGUUGACAAUCAUAAAAAGAAGGUGUUAAGUAAAAGGCUUACUCAAUUAUAAGAUGAUUACGAAACCAAGGAAAGGCACUUUUAGUAUAACUAACUGGUUGUUACUAAUGGAAAUCAACCUACUAAUCUACUGAAUUUUUCACCAGAAACUAGAAGCUGAAGCUUAAAUAAUAUGUAGAAGCUGAAAUAAAGGUUUCCUCCAUUUCUUCCCCCCAUUUUUUCCUUAAUCAAUUUUUUUAUGUAUAUUUAGUAGUAUUCUUUAAAUGUUCGUGCGAAGCUAUUAAUUAUUACAAUAAGAAAAAUAAUAGGAACAUGAACUAGCUUUAAGCAGGGACUGAACAGUUAUUAGUUUUAUCACAAUAACAGUUAUGACAUGAGAAAUAUUUUUUAUUUCGCCGUUGAGAGUUGUAUACUCAUACAUAUGCGGGGAAAGCUGCUGAAGUGUCAGUCCUUGGCCGCUUACAAAUCCGGGUCGCUCCAGUUACGUAGAAGUAAAUAAUAAACAAUAUUUCCGUUACAAAUAAGUGUUAUUGCCCAACGUUUAUAUUUUUACGUUGCCUGAUAAAUAAUAAGCAGGAAUUUUCCUUACUAACAAUUAUUAAUAAUAUGACGGCUUACAUAACGGCUGAUACAUAACGGCUUGUCACAAUAACACAGAUCAAUUACAUAUCACUUAUUGCUGCACAUUUUACUCUCUUACUCAGUCCAAGUUAAUCUUAUCUCUGAGUAGAACCUCUGAGUAACAUCAUAGAGCCACAGUCUCAGUACUAGCACCUCAUUGUUCUCAAUCUUCCACUCGGUUGUUGUUGUAGCAGCAUAAACAUUCCCCAUACUUACAUACGGGGAAUGCUGCUGGAGUGACAGUCCUUGGCCGGAUAUAAGUCCGGGUCGUUUCGGUAACGUAGAACCGACUGUCGUGGAAACGUUCCACUGGGUCGAACAGUUUAUUUCAUUAUCAUAUAAUCAUCAUAUAAUUUAUUUCAAUUUCUCGAUCGAAAGGUGCUAAAAAUGCCUUCAAGUAUUACAUAUAGAUUACAUAUACAUACAUAUAGGUACAUAUAUAGCUUGGCAACGGGAAUAAAUCCUUCCGCGCUUUAGUUAUGAGGCAAAGUUAAAAAUAAACUUUGGCAAAUAAUUCUUAAUGACCAAGGAAAAGUGUUUCUAAUCUAAUAAUUGCUAUGAAGAAAUUGUUCAGUUAAACUUCGGAAUUCAGGCAACCUUUACAAUUUGUCACUUCGAGAUAACUUUUAUUUUUGGUCCCUUGUUGUAAGAUUUAUUAACUCGUUGAUGUAACAACAUAAUAGUGAAGUUUAAAGAUCUGAGUGCAAAACGAAGAAAGAAAGAAGUCUACUUAUGUGGCACUGAUUAUAAGGCCGGCAUUUUUUUUUUUGUCGGGGCAACUAGCAAGUACAGCACUCAUACACAAUUAAGUCCAUUGUACUGCACUCGGAUUCUCUUUUAACUUUCUUUAAAUCUACCCGACCUCCGAAGAAAUCUGAGUACAUCUUGUGGUGCCAAGGAGCCAAGGUGGUCGCUUCUUAACACAUCAGUGCCAAAUACCUCAAACCUGAUCCGACAGAGCGAAGGCUGGGCUGACGCACAGGAAGUGGUCCGCCGUCUGCAGAGUACAUUGUUUAAGAUGCCUACCUUUUCCAUGUGCUUCGCGCACAGAAAGUGGCCCGUCAUCAGUCCAACCAGCCAUCUGCAGUCCCCUCUGCUUAAUGGCCCGCAUACUCUAACUUAGAUCGUAUGAGUGAAGCAAAUAGUGACUUUAAAGUGUAUGGAUCUGUAAAAUCGAAAGCAAAAAGUAAGUGUGGGAUACGAUUUGGCGAUGACGAAGUACAAAUGACCAAGAAACUGAAAAGUGGUGUCAAAGCUUACUCCUAAAUCUGUAAUUGCAUGAAUAGUAAUUAGACGCGAGCUCUUUAUAAAAACUGAGGUAGAGCUUAAAUGCUUAGACUUAGAAAAUGACGCAUGAGAGCAUUUCUUAAAAUUUAGCUGAAAUAGAUUCCUAUCACACCAUGCCACGAUGUUGUUGAGGUCUGAUAAUACAAUACAAUCUCAAUACAAUAUGAGAUUUUAUAGUGGUAUUGAGUCUUGAAUAAGCAUUUUCAAGAGUACAUAUAUAGCAUACUAGAUCUGGUAGAAGUACUCGUACAUACCUCCCUAUACAUAUAAACGAGUAGCUAUACUUUACUGUAGAAAAAUUAAUUUAUUUUCUCUUUUACUUUAAUCCAACUCAGUUGCAUUUCAUUAUAAAGGUAAUGAAUGUAAGUAGAAAAAUCUGGAGAGGUACCGGAAAUAAAUUGAUGGUAUGUAUGUGUUAGACACAGUUAAAACAAGAUUUAAUAUUACAUUGCAAUAAUAGUUAAUUCGGACUUCUCUUUCCAUUCCUGCCCUACUACAUAUUGUAAAAUUAUUUUUUAUAAUGCCUUCUAUAAGAAUGAGCUAAGGAUUAGUAGCUAGCAAUGUAGCAGCCUAUUUAUCAAUCCAAACGUAGAACGUCUUAUUUACCCCUUCAAGAGAGCAGAUGCAUGCUUCAAUAACAAUAACAACUAAAAGCUCGGUUUAUUUGCUUAUCUCUACCAUGAGACGAUAAUUUCUCACCUAUUUGAAUGUUGCUCUCCUCCUUUGUCUCAUUGGAGAAGCGGAAUUGUUUGCUCAAUUGAUUAGCAGCAACAAUGCACCUGUGCGCGUUGCCAUAUAUGUAUGAUGCCAAACUAUUAAAUGCCUACAAGUUGGGCGCGUUUAUAGAUAUUUACAUAGCUAACCAAAAUGUCAUUGUAUAAAAUCUCAAUGUAGUGUCCGAACGAAAUUUAUCAUUUUCCAAACAGGCAGUUGACACAUUUUCGAUUGAUUAACUUCUGCAGCGACUUAACUUUUGGCAUGAAGAUUUGAUUUUAUCCGUACGGCUUUAAAUAUUAUUUAUCUCUGCUUUGUAUACUGUUUUUUUAUUUAUUUUUUAUUUGUUCUCUAUUUGUUAUGCUAACUGAUUAACGCCUUUUCGUAUGGAACUCAACGUGUUAUCUGUAAGAGCUUAUGGCAUACUCACAACUGCGCUUGACACUAAUAGAGAAUUUGUAGCCUGCAGUCAUUUCAAGCUGAGUCUUUCAGAUCUCGGGUCGUGACGGAAAUUUUAAUUUACGCUCAGGUUUUGUGUGCAUAUAGCGCAGAGAAUUUUGUAUUGGCAUAAUUUAAAAAAAAAAAAAAAAAUCCGUGAUUCGG